GGCCCUGUUUCAAGAUGGCGGACGACAGUGAGACAGCAGUGAAGCGGCCGCCGUCGAGGCCCCAGCGAUCGUCCGGGGAGGAGAAUGAUCACGAGCACUGCAGCGAUUGCGAGAACGAGGAAGAGCACAGCUACAACCGGGGUGGCUUAAGUCCAGUGGAUGACAGUGGAGCCAAAAAGAAGAAAAAGAAACAGAAACGGAAGAAAGAGAAAGGAGAACAACUUGAUACGGCUCAGGAUCAGCCCGUAAAGGUGAAACUGCCAGCCGAGAGGAUCCAGGAGAUUCAGAAAGCCAUUGAAUUGUUCUCUGUAGGUCAGGGACCUGCCAAGACUAUGGAGGAGGCCAGCAAGCGCAGCUACCAGUUCUGGGACACACAGCCAGUACCCAAACUAGGAGAAGUGGUGAACACUCAUGGGCCGGUGGAACCAGACAAAGACAAUAUCCGUCAGGAGCCUUACACCUUGCCCCCAGGCUUCACCUGGGAUGCCCUGGACUUGGGGGACCGAGGCGUGCUAAAAGAGCUGUACACGCUCCUGAACGAGAACUACGUGGAAGACGAUGACAACAUGUUCCGGUUUGAUUACUCACCUGAGUUCCUUCUGUGGGCUUUGCGUCCCCCCGGCUGGCUGCCCCAGUGGCACUGCGGGGUCCGAGUCAUCUCUAGCAAGAAGCUGGUUGGAUUCAUCAGUGCGAUUCCAGCCACGAUCCACAUCUACGAUUCAGAGAAGAAGAUGGUGGAGAUAAACUUCCUGUGCGUCCACAAGAAGCUGCGAUCUAAACGGGUGGCCCCGGUUUUGAUCCGGGAGAUCACCCGGCGGGUUCACCUGGAGGGGAUUUUUCAGGCUGUUUACACGGCAGGGGUAGUGUUGCCGAAACCCGUCGGCACUUGUAGAUACUGGCAUCGGUCCCUGAACCCUCGGAAACUGAUUGAAGUCAAGUUUUCCCACCUGAGCAGGAACAUGACAAUGCAACGCACCAUGAAGCUCUACCGGCUGCCGGAGACUCCGAAGACAUCCAGCCUGCGGGCAAUGGAGCACAAAGACAUUGCUGUCGUGCACAAGCUUCUGACCGAGUACCUGAAGCAGUUCCACCUGACCCCAGUCAUGAGUCGUGAGGAGGUGGAGCACUGGUUCUUCCCUCAGGAGAAUAUCAUUGACACCUUCGUGGUGGAGAGCCCCACCGGUGAGGUGACAGACUUCCUGAGCUUCUACACGCUGCCCUCCACCAUCAUGAACCACCCCACUCACAAGAGCCUGAAAGCCGCGUACUCCUUCUACAACGUUCAUACCAAGACUCCCCUCCUCGACCUCAUGAGCGACGCCCUCAUCCUCGCAAAGUCGAAGGGGUUUGAUGUGUUCAAUGCACUGGAUCUCAUGGAAAACAAAACCUUCCUGGAGAAGCUGAAGUUUGGGAUUGGGGACGGGAAUCUGCAGUAUUAUCUUUACAAUUGGAAAUGCCCCAGCAUGGGGGCAGAGAAGGUUGGACUGGUGUUGCAGUAACCAAUCCCCAGAGAGGAGCGGCGACGUCUCUGAGAAGUUGGGCCAGGAAGCGAAAGUUGCCGCUGGCUGUUGGGGUUUCCGUGGAAGCAAGACCCUCCUGAAGAGGAGCUGGGACUGAACCAUCCCCUGAUUUUAACGAUUGUGUCACAGGAUGCCAGCUGCUACACCCUGGGCAGCGGCAUCGGUCUCCUUUGUUUCAAUUAAUUGCAUCCUCGUACAGACGUGAUCAAGGGAAUGUAACUGCUGCAAACUAGCUCAUGAUUGGCAAAUACUGGAGUUAACGGGUGAAUAAUAAAAGUAUAUAUUAUAUACAUUUUAAAUAUCUUUCCUCUUGCAGACUGACCCAGAUGACCACUUCCCCAGCUCUGCAUGUUGCCUUUUCUCAGCAAGAAGCUGGGUCUAAAAUGGGACAGCUGCUU
Messenger RNA from Emys orbicularis (European pond turtle), 1918 nucleotides. RefSeq names its product N-myristoyltransferase 1 (gene NMT1). The transcript is spliced from 12 exons. Gene Ontology annotation, cellular component: cytoplasm. The coding region runs from base 15 to 1499 and encodes 494 amino acids. Gene Ontology annotation, biological process: N-terminal peptidyl-glycine N-myristoylation. Gene Ontology annotation, molecular function: glycylpeptide N-tetradecanoyltransferase activity. NCBI's taxonomy places the organism in Eukaryota, Metazoa, Chordata, Testudines, Emydidae. The record is from RefSeq and is a predicted model, not a curated record.